AAGCUUUCCUAAGUUUUUUAAACUAAUUUUUUUGAGAGAUGGGAAACAUUUCUUCAAAAACAAGCUCUAUUGAAAAAGACCAUAAAGAUCUCGCAAACCUCUUGGAAUCUGCUAAAUUCGGCAGGUGGGAAAAAGUAUGGGAAAUUAUCGGUAGCCCAAUGAAUGAGAGGAAAUCUUGGAUGUUAAACUGUUGUCCAGAAAACCGUCGGUGGACAGUGCUGCAACAAGCUGUUUGGUGGAAUAAUACCGAAGUCGUCACUAAAUUACUACAAUUCCCCACCAUUGAUACUUAUGGAAAAGCAAAAGAAGGUAAAUCUGAAAUUGGGGAUGACGGAGGGUUAACGGCAUUUGAGAUAGCAGAAAAAUUUAAAUACAGUGGUGUUUCUCAACUUCUGCAUAACUUUGUCUGCGGAAUAGAAGAACAAGAAAUUGACACUUUUCAUGCGUAUGGUCGAGAGAUACAAAACCAAGAACUUGGAUUACUUCGAAUAACUUUGGCAGCGUAUAAAAAUACAUUUCACCCGUCUGUUAUUGAUUCUUCAAAGCCAUUGGCAGUUGUCUUGAAGGACAUUUUUAUGGGAAUAGAUACCACAAAUAGAUGGAAAACUGUGCGCGAUAAGCUCUCUGAAUCAGUAUUUCUAGCUUGUACGGCAUAUAGCGAAGAACUAAAGAAUUGUGAAAGUCGCGAGGACUUCUUCAAAACUAUCGUUAAUGUAUAUACAGAUGAGAAUACAAGAUUAUACACUCGAGUUAACACCGCGCUAAGACGUCAAAGAUCACAUGGCUACAGACCAACAGCGGAGGAUUUGGCUUUGGGGCCAUACAUUCUGAUGUACCAACUUCUACUGAUGUUUUGGCUAAAAUUAGAGAAGGAAUCUAAAACAACAUAUCGAAAAAUGCUCCUUACAAAAGAUCACCAGGAAAAGUAUAAAAAGGGCAUCAAGUUCACUUGGUUAUCAUUUGUGUCAAGUUCCGUAAAUCCCACGAAAGCCAUCCCGUUUCCAACAUGUGAACCAGAAGAAGAAACAUGUACAAAUGUAACGGUUUUUGAAUUUGACAAUACUUGCAUUUGUCAGUGGCAACCACGAAACAUUGAAAAAUUUGCUAUGUAUGAGGAGGAGGAAAGAGUUUAUCCUGCUGGCUCGCAAUUCUACAUAACAAAUCGGACUGUCGGAAACGGUGAAACUCGAAUUUACCUCAAACUACUCUCCAGUUAAUGGAAAUCUGACAGUUAUUUUAAUGUCCAAAAUAUUCUUUAUUACAAGAAAUAAUUCUUUAAUAUGAGCCACUCGUUUAUGCACAUUGAAAACAAUUUAAAGGUAAUUAAACUUUUUAUGAAUCAAAAUGAAUAUUUAUGAAUCAAAUGUAUAUUUAAUAAUAAA
This is a messenger RNA of Saccostrea echinata, 1382 nucleotides long. RefSeq lists its product as uncharacterized. Bases 39 to 1217 code for a protein of 392 amino acids. The record is from RefSeq and is a predicted model, not a curated record. Lineage: Eukaryota; Metazoa; Mollusca; Bivalvia; Ostreida; Ostreidae. The transcript has a single exon.